Messenger RNA from Naegleria lovaniensis, 1140 nucleotides. RefSeq lists its product as uncharacterized. Lineage: Eukaryota; Heterolobosea; Eutetramitea; Acrasida; Naegleriidae. Bases 1 to 1140 code for a protein of 379 amino acids. The transcript has a single exon. The record is from RefSeq and is a predicted model, not a curated record.
AUGCAAACAAAAGACUCUGUGGAUGAUCAUCAUCUCGGAAAUGUCCGGUUUGAAUUGGAUAUUUCUUUCAUUUCAGCAGAGAUGAACAAUUCAUCAGCAUCAUCAUUCACGAACCAUUCUCUAGAGCCAAUGAAAAAUAAUUUAUUAUUUGAGAAAUUAAGAGACCGAAUGCGUCGGAGGCUCAAUCCUGCACUCAGAAAAGUUCAACCAUUCUCUUUCAAUUUUACACAAGUGGAAGAUGUCGCAAUCACGAACGGGUUGCAACGAGGAAAGGAAUGCUAUGAUCCUUUCGAUGUAAAAAUAUCCUAUAAUCAUCAGUGUAUUUUAGUGAGUGCUCAUGAAGCGCAGAGUAUUCAAGUGUUUGAUUUACAAACAAGAAAACUUCAAUUUUCAAUUUCUACUGGUUACUUGAAUCCGUGUUAUAUGGCCAUUGAGGAAAAUUAUAGCACUAGCUCUAAAAACAGAAAAUAUAGCGAUGCAUUGUUGUUAAAUGAAUGUGAAUCGCAUUAUUGUAAUGGUUAUCUAUGCAAGUAUGAUUUAGAGAGUUUGUUAGAACUACAACAAACCAUGACCAAUUCUCAAUAUAAUCGCUCAUGGAUUUGGAAAGCUGAUGGACUUGAAUUUCCAGAACAAGCCAUAGUCGUAUAUUCCAUACAUUCAGAGAACAUGAUCUAUGUGUGUGAUAGUGGAAGUACUUGUGUUCGAGUGAUCAGUGCCAAUUCUGGAACUACACUUUCUACGCUGUCAUUUGAAACUCCUAUUCAUCAUCCUUAUGGACUACUUUUCACCAAUCAAGGUGAUUUAUUGAUAAGUCAAGGAAGCGAAGCCAAUCGAAUUGAACUCUUUCGAAAGAAUGAAAAUUCUGCGAAUUGGAAAUGUAUCAAAACACUUCAAAACAAGGGCGCAGAAACAUGUUUUGUCAAUGCCUUUUAUUUGCACCACGAGAAGGAGACGGAUCACAUCAUUGUGAGUGCAUGUGACGACAAUGAAUUACAAGUGUUCACAAAUGAUGGAACUUUUGUAAAAUCAUGCAAAAUAGACACUCCAUCAUGGUCACCGAUUGGAAUUUGUUUGAAUGAAUUAACUGGAGAGCUCUACGUGUGUGGAAAUAAUCGUGCAGCCGUGCGAAUUUAUAAAUAA